Messenger RNA from Canis lupus familiaris (dog), 921 nucleotides. It is a transcript of the gene OR5AC27, whose product is annotated as olfactory receptor family 5 subfamily AC member 27. Gene Ontology annotation, cellular component: membrane. NCBI's taxonomy places the organism in Eukaryota, Metazoa, Chordata, Mammalia, Carnivora, Canidae. Gene Ontology annotation, biological process: G protein-coupled receptor signaling pathway; sensory perception of smell. Gene Ontology annotation, molecular function: G protein-coupled receptor activity; olfactory receptor activity; odorant binding. Bases 1 to 921 code for a protein of 306 amino acids. The transcript has a single exon. The record is from RefSeq and is marked inferred.
AUGGAGGCAAACAAGACGCAGGUGACUGAGUUUGUUCUCAUAGGACUUACAGAUCGUCCAGGACUGCAGGUCCCCCUGUUCCUGGUGUUCUUGGUCAUCUACCUCACCACCAUGGUGGGCAACCUGGCACUGAUUUUUCUCAUCUGGAAGGACCCCCAUCUUCACACACCCAUGUACUUAUUCCUUGGCAGUUUGGCCCUCGCAGAUGCUUGUUCCUCAUCUUCUGUGACUCCCAAGAUGCUAAUGAAAUUUUUAUCUAAGAAUCAUAUGAUAUCCCACUUUGAGUGCAUCACCCAAUUUUAUAUUUUUGCUUCCAGUGCCACCACAGAGUGUUUCCUCCUGGUAGUGAUGGCCUACGACCGUUACGUAGCCAUAUGCAACCCUUUGCAUUAUCCAGUGGUGAUGUCCAACAGGCUCUGUGCUUGGUUGAUAAGUUUGUCUUAUGUAAUUGGUUUUCUGCAUCCCACAAUUCAUGUAGGAUUAUUAUUUAGAUUAACUUUCUGCAGGUCCAAUAUAAUACAUCACUUCUACUGUGAAAUCUUGCCACUAUAUACAAUUUCUUGCACUGACCCAUCUAUUAAUGCAUUGGUGCUUUUUAUUUUUGCUGCUUUUAUACAGGCUUUUACUUUUAUGACCAUCAUAGUGUCAUAUACCCGGGUCCUCUUUGCCAUCCUGAAAAAGAAGUCUGAAAAGGGCAGGAGCAAAGCCUUCUCCACGUGCAGCGCCCACCUGCUCUCUGUCUCCUUGUUCUAUGGCACCCUCUUCUUCAUGUAUGUGCGUCCUGGGUCUGGCCCAGAUCAAUAUCAGGAUAAAAUGUAUUCACUGUUCUAUAUGAUCAUCAUCCCCCUGCUAAACCCCUUUAUUUAUAGCCUAAGAAACAAGGAAGUUUUAGGUGCACUGAGAAAAAUUACAAAGAAAUAA